This is a messenger RNA of Tremella mesenterica DSM 1558, 2070 nucleotides long. RefSeq lists its product as uncharacterized. The record is from RefSeq and is a predicted model, not a curated record. The transcript is spliced from 5 exons. NCBI's taxonomy places the organism in Eukaryota, Fungi, Basidiomycota, Tremellomycetes, Tremellales, Tremellaceae. The coding region runs from base 1 to 2070 and encodes 689 amino acids.
AUGGCCCCUCCUACUCCCACCUCUAACCCUUUCGCCGCCAUGAGGAACUUUGGUGGUAUGGUGUCGUCUGCUCUUUCCUUCGGUGAUAGGUCUCGCCAAGUUUCCUCUCUUGGCCUCGGCACUCUUUCCCUGGGGGAACCGUCUGGCGCCGCCUCGCCUCCUCGCUCUGCUUCUCCUCCCGCCAGUCCUCCUGCCGGUUCUCCCGCCCGUUCUCCCUCCGCUUCUCCUCCUACCGCCAGCCCUCGCCGCAGGACGCCCGCCUUUCGUCCUGACUUCGAAGGAAAAGGGGGUGAUUAUAGUGAUGAGGAGGAUCAGGAUCGUGAGGGUGAAACUGAGUUAGAAGAUAUCUCAGAUGAUGAUAUGGUGGCGGUUAGUGUAGAGGAUAACAAUGUUGAUAGUCCUGAGUCCGCUCCUGCCCCUCCCCCUGCUCAAAUUGUGGGCCAGAAACGACGCCGUUCCCUCUCCUCUUCUUCUUCUUCCUCUUCUUCUUCUUCCUCUUCUUCUUCUUCCUCUUCUUCUUCCUCUUCCGGGGUUCUCCCCCCCCCCAACGCCAUCGCCGCUGCCGCCGCUGCUGCCGCCGCCGCCGCCGCCGGUCCUGCUGCCGGUCCUGCUGCCGCCCCCCCCGUCGCUGCUCCCCCCCCUUCUCCCAGAGGGGAGCCUUCGCCCAAACGGGUGAAGAGAUCACUGCGGGAAGAAGAGUACUUGUGGGAGAAGAUGAAGUCCGAGCCUGGUCGUUGGAUCGCGGUUGGUGUUGACGAAGCGUGUGAUCGUUGCCGACGUGAGAUUAUCACGUAUAAUCGUCCAAACUGGCCCUGCCUCAAGGCAGUCAGGCCACACAACAAGGCCCUCCGUUGUGCUUCAUGCACGUCUGGCCCCUGCUCCUUCUGUCCCGUUUCCUCUGCCCGGGACAUCCCGCCCCGUCCCUUCGACGCUUCUCCUCUCCCCCCUCCCCAGACUCCAGCGUCUGUCCCCCGUUCGCGGGUACCGUCUUCGUCUCUCCGGUCGGUUCGCCGUACUUCGCCGGACCUCCGCCCGUCGCCUCCGUCGCCGUCGCCCUUCGCUCCUGUGGCCGGCCCAUCACGUCUCCCGGCUGUUCCUCCUUCGUCUUCUCGCCGUCCUUCGGCCUCUGCUCCUUCGGCCUCCCGUCCUUCGGCGCCACGUCCGUCCUCUCCAGUGGUAGCUUCUCCUCCGGCUCACAGCACCCGAAGUCGGCGUCCUUCUGUUCCUCCGGCCACUUCGGCGGCCCCUCCCGUCACCCCUCCCUCUGCUUCCCAGAGGACACCGAAGUCUUCUUUAAAGAAAUCAAAAGGGAAAUCUAAAGGGAAGGAGGUUGCCUUCAAUGACGGUGAUGUGGAAGGUGAAGAUACUCAGCGUGCUGGUCCCUCUGCUCCCCGGUUGUCCCUCGUCCACCCUCGUAUCUCCCUGGACGUCCGUAUUCCUGAGGACGAAAAGGAAUUCGCCACUUAUCGUUCUCUCGUCCUUGGUCUCACUACUCAGCUCGAGGCCGCCCGAAAUGAUACAUCUCUCCUGCUUGACUUCUCUUCUCGUCAAGCUAACGCUUUAAACAAUCUCACUGCGGCGUUAGUAGAUGCAGUCAACACUGGGGCUCUGGACGACGGAGCAAGGACGAGGUUAGCGGACGUCUCUCGCCGAAGCCUUACUGAGAUAGCCGAUGUUCGCCGAAGACUGUUCGACACCCCCUUCCUGGUCACUCCUAUGGCGUAUGAGCCACCACCGUCCCUUGACUGGUUAGGUCGCCGUAGUAGUUCUCGUGUCCCAGCUUCCGCCCAGACUGCUCUCGACCUCCUCAGUCUUCCCUUCGAGUGUCUACGGACCAUACGUUCUCUGUGGAGGACCCCGAGCAUGCAAGCUGCUCGAGAUGUCCAGGACUUCGGUGACUUCUUCGGGGCUAUGAAUCGGGCAUGGAAUGCUUCUCUCUCUACUGCGUUCCCGUCUGAGACUCUCGAUCUACCUUCGGUCAUCGGUAGCCUCCACACCAAUCCCGCGGGACCGAGUAGAUCGAAGGAGAAAGGAAAAGGAAAAGGUAAGGGUAAGAGUAAGGACAAGUGA